UGCCCCAUCAUUGGUGUCAGUGGGAGGAAUAGUGCCCCAUCAUUGGUGCCAGUGGGAGGAAUAGUGCCCCCAUCAUUGGUGUCAGUGGGAGGAAUAGUGCCCCCAUCAUUGGUGUCAGUGGGAGGAAUAGUGCCCCCAUCAUUGGUGUCAGUGGGAGGAAUA
Staurois parvus is the source of this 162-nucleotide messenger RNA. NCBI's taxonomy places the organism in Eukaryota, Metazoa, Chordata, Amphibia, Anura, Ranidae. The record is from the annotation of a GenBank genome assembly.